CUGAGGCUUCCAGAGCACUGUGCAGUUCAUGUGGACGCUGAACGCCUUCAGCAGUCUCUAAUCCAUGUCUUCCUUCCCUUUUUUUCCGGCUGCCUGGUGAAAGCAGUGGAGACAGCAGCCCAACGUGAGGCUUUCAUCGUAGGAAAGCCCAACCGGUACAUGUUUGAUUGCGUGGUGAGCGAGUUCAACAUCGAUCCUGCUCGUACCAUCAUGGUGGGAGAUCGGCUGGACACAGACAUCCUCAUGGGCAAUAACUGCGGCCUCACCACCCUGCUGACGCUCACCGGGGUCACCACGCUGGACGAAGUGAAGGGUCACCUGGAGAGCGACUGUCCUGCCAGGCAGAGCCUGGUUCCCGAUUACUAUGUCGAUAGCAUAGCCGACCUUCUCCCAGCGCUGGGGAAUUAA
Eurypyga helias (sunbittern) is the source of this 408-nucleotide messenger RNA. It is a transcript of the gene PGP, whose product is annotated as phosphoglycolate phosphatase. Lineage: Eukaryota; Metazoa; Chordata; Aves; Eurypygiformes; Eurypygidae. Gene Ontology annotation, cellular component: cytoplasm. The record is from RefSeq and is a predicted model, not a curated record. The annotation marks the transcript as partial. Gene Ontology annotation, molecular function: sn-glycerol 3-phosphatase activity. The transcript has a single exon.